AUGGCGGAGAAAGCUGGCAUGGCGCCAACUUCUAUGGAGGAACUUAAGAGCUUGAUAUUGGAUAGCAACACAACUCUGAUCAAAAAGAUGGAUGAACAUUCGAAGAAGGCAGAUAAGAGGAUGGGGGUGUUGGCUGACAAGAUUGCCCAGAAUGACAGAGUUAUAAAGAUGUUAGAAGUUGAUGUUAGAAGUUGGAACAGAUUCAUCCCCCAGCGGAAAAGGAAACCCUCCUUCGUGGUUUAUCUGCUGCUGGCAUUCUCUUACCUGCUGAUCCUCAUAUUGUUUGGAAUUGUGCUGUACAGGGUAGCAAACCUUCCCGCAGAAGUGACCAAAAUGCAUAAACAGCUUCAAGAAACCAAAGACUUCUUCCCAUGUGGCUCCAGGACCAGGGAAUGGGAAUACUUUGAUGGAGGAUGUUACUACUUCGGCAUCGAGGCGGUGACUUGGGACACAGCUAAGGCCCAUUGUGAAGAACGGAGUUCGAAACUGGUGGUCAUUAACGAAGAGGCCAAACAGAACUUCAUCGAGUCUCAAACCAGGGGUGAGCGCUACUGGAUCGGACUUAGCGAUAAGAACGUCGAAGGGGAGUGGAAAUGGAUUGAUGGCACAGAUUACAGAACCACCUUCAAGAAAUGGACAAGAGGCGAACCCAAUGACGCUGGCGAAAGAGAAGACUGUGCCCAGAUCCAUGCUGUUGGAGAAUGGAAUGACGUAGGCUGUAACUCUAAAAGCUUCUAUGUGUGUGAGAAACCUUUGCCUUCCUGAAGACGCAUAAAAGCAAGGGAGAGAAAACCACCUCCAUGGACUUCC
Messenger RNA from Elgaria multicarinata webbii, 810 nucleotides. Its product is annotated as hepatic lectin-like. Bases 1 to 765 code for a protein of 254 amino acids. The record is from RefSeq and is a predicted model, not a curated record. The transcript is spliced from 6 exons. Gene Ontology annotation, molecular function: signaling receptor activity. NCBI's taxonomy places the organism in Eukaryota, Metazoa, Chordata, Lepidosauria, Squamata, Anguidae.